Sinocyclocheilus anshuiensis is the source of this 1078-nucleotide messenger RNA. RefSeq names its product BCL2/adenovirus E1B 19 kDa protein-interacting protein 3-like. The record is from RefSeq and is a predicted model, not a curated record. NCBI's taxonomy places the organism in Eukaryota, Metazoa, Chordata, Actinopteri, Cypriniformes, Cyprinidae. The coding region runs from base 183 to 716 and encodes 177 amino acids. The transcript has 5 exons. Gene Ontology annotation, cellular component: endoplasmic reticulum; nuclear envelope; mitochondrial envelope. Gene Ontology annotation, biological process: mitochondrial outer membrane permeabilization; positive regulation of apoptotic process.
GUCUGUCUGUAAACAAAAGAUUUCGUCAGUGUUUUCCACGAGCGCGAUACUGUCGUGUAUGUUUCUCAGGUCGAGCAACGUUUAGUUUUUUGUCUUUUGUUCACAAAAAAACAAAUAAAUAAAUAAAAAGAUAAAAUAGGACACUACAUUUCAAAACGUGAUUGAAAUUCCAAGGAACAGCGAUGUCAACGCAAAAACUUAUAACCCAGGAAGAAAGUCUGCACGACUCAUGGGUAGAGCUCCACUUUGAUUCAUGUAGUGAACAUAGUGAGGACGCACCAGCCCUUUCUGAUAUCACAGACCUGGAAAAAAUGCUUCUGGAAGCACAACGGGAAUCCAGCAGUAGUUCACGGACAAGUUCUCACUGUAGCAGUCCCCGACGUGUCCAGACACCUCCACUCAUCAGUGCAGCCUCCUUCAACACACACAUCAUUGCACAGGGGGAAGUUGUAGCAGAAAGCAAACAGGAAGCUGAGGCUGUCGCAAGGAUCUGUGACUGGUCCAGCCGGCCAGAGAAUGUUCCACCCACCGCAUUUAUUAUUAAACGGCCAAAACGGAACAGAAUGUGCAGCAAAAACACAGAAAAAAAUGACAAGGAAAUUAACACAAACUUGCUGAAGUUACUGUUACCCUCCCUAGUUUUGACACACAUUCUCAUGCUUGGGUUGGGGAUCUGUAUUGGACGACGCCUUUCCACUCAGUGCUCUGUUAUCUGAGUCAUAGCGUGUGUGUGUGCUGUGUGUCAGUGUCUCUAGAAAGACCCUGACAGCCUGGAACCCUUUAGUUUUCCUCCAGGAGAAAUGCAGGACUAUGUAAGAGGACACUGUGAAAAUAUGAUAGAUUUCAUCUUUUUUUUGCUUGGAAUUAAAAGUGUUUGUUACAUUAAAGACAUGAGCAUGAAGAUUAUUUUACUGACCAGGUCACAUUGUAGUCCUUCAGCUGACCUGCUUUUUAAAUAACAUUUUAAAUCAUUAUUUUUGAAAAAUACAAAUGUAUGUUUGACAGAAUAUUCAGAGGCAUAUAAAUACUUAUUCUGACAUUUACUCUGUGACAUGCUGUGGAAAACUAAUAAACUGUG